Messenger RNA from Lindgomyces ingoldianus, 2295 nucleotides. Its product is annotated as TPR-like protein. NCBI's taxonomy places the organism in Eukaryota, Fungi, Ascomycota, Dothideomycetes, Pleosporales, Lindgomycetaceae. The coding region runs from base 107 to 2035 and encodes 642 amino acids. Gene Ontology annotation, biological process: protein import into peroxisome matrix, docking. Gene Ontology annotation, molecular function: protein binding. The record is from RefSeq and is a predicted model, not a curated record. The transcript is spliced from 2 exons. Gene Ontology annotation, cellular component: peroxisomal membrane; cytosol.
CAGCCCUCUACGGCUUUCUUGUAUACUCUAUAGCAACCCUGGAGCUCCUCCCAGACAUAGGUUGAGCUUCAUCGACUGUUUCUUUUCUCGAUUUUGGAUUUCGACGAUGUCGUUUCUCGGAGGCGCGGAGUGCUCGACCGCGGGCAACCCACUCUCACAGUUCACAAAACAUGUCCAGGACGAUAAGUCAUUGCAGAGGGACCGUCUGGUUGGGAGGGGGCCUGGGGGUGUGCAGGAGGGUAUGAGGAGUCAGCAGAUGGGUGGAGGGUCGGACGGGAUGAUGAACGAAUUCAUGCAGCAGCCUGCCCAGCUCCCCCAGGCACAUGGUCCAGCAUCGCCCUUCGCGAUGGAGCACAUGCGGAGAGAACUGGAGCGGGCACAGCACAGCGGAUCCCCAGGCUGGGCAGCAGAGUUUGACCCAGGAAUGGAGGCACCAGCAGCCAUGGGCCCGGGGCUGCAGGAGAGACCCGCAGGCUUCAAUCCCGCCGAGUUUGCAAAAUACCAGCAGAUGAACCCGACCGCCCGGACAGCGAGCCCGACAGUCAGUUCUCCGCCGUCGAUGAUGGGGUACCAGCGGCCGAUGGGCUUUGGCAUGGGAAUGAAUGGAAUCGGCAUGGGCGGCAUGGGCAUGAUGCAGCAGCCAUAUGCUCCACAAAACUUCCAGCAGCCCAUGCAAGACUCUGGCAAGGGCAAAGGCCGCAUGGUUGAGCUCGACGAUCAAGACUGGGAGGCACAGUUCGCACAACUCGAAAAGUCAGAUCAACAGCAGGAUCUCGAUGCUCUAGAUAGGGAAGCGAAUGCGCAUAUAGAGGCGGAGCUGAAUGAAAUGGACAGGUCAGUAGAUCUAGACGCUCCUGAUUUCGGCGAUUUCGAGUCCAUUUGGAGGGGCAUCCAAGCUGAGACUGAGCACGCUAGACAACUUGCCAACGAGGAGAACUUCGUCGACGGCAUGCACAUGGGCGACAUGGAUCAGUGGGAGGGCUUCGAUGGGCUGAACACGCAUUCCGCUCGCGAUCCCCCGUUUAGCGACUAUCUUUUCGAGCAGAAUAAUCCCUUACAAGACAUGGUCAAUCCAUUCGAGGAAGGCAUCAAAAUAAUGGAAGAAGGCGGGAACCUCUCGCUUGCGGCGCUUGCGUUUGAGGCUGCUGUUCAGAAAGAUCCACAGCACGUUGCAGCUUGGGUGAAGCUGGGAGAAGCGCAAGCUCAAAACGAGAAAGAGACACCUGCGAUCCGCGCCCUUGAGCAGGCAUUAAAGUAUGAUCCUUCGAAUAUCGAUGCCUUAAUGGGUCUCGCGGUAUCAUACACAAACGAAGGAUAUGAGAGCACAGCAUACCGCACAUUAGAGCGAUGGCUAGCUACGAAGUAUCCGACAUUGAUCAAAGAACCUUUAUCCUCGGACGCUGACAUGGGCUUCACGGACCGACACCUCCUCCACGAGAAGGUCACGAAUCUCUUCAUCGAGGCUGCACAGUUGUCGCCUUCGGGUGAACAGAUGGAUCCGGAUGUGCAAGUGGGUCUAGGUGUACUCUUCUACGGCGUGGAAGAAUACGACAAGGCCGUCGACUGCUUUGGAGCCGCCCUCGCCUCGACCGAAUCAGGAACCACAAACUCAUCAUCGCAAGUCCAUCUACUCUGGAACCGCCUCGGCGCCACCCUUGCGAAUUCAGGAAGGAGUGAAGAAGCCAUCGACGCGUACUCCCGUGCUCUGUCCCUCCGACCCAACUUCGUCCGCGCACGUUACAACCUUGGCGUGUCGUGCAUUAAUAUUGGAUGUUUUACGGAAGCUGCGCAACACCUUCUCGGCGCUCUGGCGAUGCACAAAGUCGUUGAGCGGGAAGGCAAAGAGCGCGCGCGAGAAGUGGUGGGCGAUGGCGUGUCAGAUAGCCAGCUCGAUAACAUGAUCCAGCAAAACCAGAGCACGAAUUUGUACGAUACACUAAGGAGAGUAUUUGGGCAGAUGGGAAGGAGGGAUCUUGCAGAUAUGGUGGGCCCGGGUCUAGAUGUGGAGAAAUUUCGAGGAGAGUUUGAGUUUUGAGAUGGAGGUAGAAGUACAGAGAAAUGCGAAUAUAAAUAAUGAAGGGUAUAACGACUGGCUGUUGGAAAAGGUCAGGGAGAGGGAGCGAGAGAUUCUGAAUGGCAGGGGCGAGGAAAAUGUUGGCGAUAGUUGCUGCUGGGGCACGCGGAGUGCGGAAGUUAGCAUGGAUUGUGUAUGGAAAAUUCGCGGUGGUGUUUAGGUUUGUCAUUGCAUGCAUACAUGUAUGCAUAUCAAUGAAGGGGCUUGGAUGCACUUCUGCC